This is a messenger RNA of Symbiodinium natans, 1347 nucleotides long. The record is from the annotation of a GenBank genome assembly. Lineage: Eukaryota; Dinophyceae; Suessiales; Symbiodiniaceae.
AUGCAAUGUCGACGACGUUCAGGGCCGUGGAGAUCAAAAUUGGUGCGUUUAAGGGUCCUGAACGAGUGGCAUAAAACCACUCGACGGCUUGUGCACAAGGCAGCUGCUCGACCCAGAUUGGCAAGUCGCGAAGGCAUUGCCGAAACUGCCGAUGUUGUGGGUGCAGAUGCCAGGCCUGACGGCGACAAUGCUUCACCGCAGACCACCUUCAGGGAUUCCUUGCAGCGUUCGUCCCCGCGGCUGCCCCCACGUUCUCCAAUUCUCAGAGCAAUGGAUUCUCCCAUCAGGUCAAUGGUACGGUCUCACUCAAGCAAGAGAAUGCUUCUCAUGCAGCUUGCCCUCCUGCCGAUGAGUUUCGCAGCCAAGGCCAGGGCUCCACCAAAAUCGCCAUCUCUCAAGGCGCGAUCCACCCGUGAGAAGGCGGUUUCCGCGCCGCAGCAGGCGCCGCAGGCAGCCACUGCGAGGGGACGCGAUGUUCCUGCAGAGAUCAAAAGAAUACUGGCAGCAGUGUCGGCCGAGGAGAAGUUGCAGGUUGCUGCAAAUGCGGCUGAAGAGGAGAUUCUUCAAGCCUGGAAGAAGCUUGUUUUGCUUUUGCAUCCUGACAAGCUACAAAGACUCGACGAUGAGACGAGGAAGGAGGGAGCAGACGCAUUGCAUGAGGUCCAUGCUGCCAAAGAUGAAAUGCGCAGACGACAGCAGGAAGCUUGUGCCCAGGUGCCUGCGCAGCCCAAAGUGGGGGGUGCUUCACGCUGUCUUGAUGCCACACCAGGGGCACGAAAGUACGAGAUUUGCUGGACGCUGCCGGAUGUUCAGGAUCCCUCUGCUCCAGUGGAGAAGUAUGAGGUGUGGGGGCCCAGGCAUUGCUCAGAGCUCGGGGAGACAUACGAUUGGGUACUGCUUGCCACGUUGCCACCGUUGCAGCCGCAGUUCAUCAUCGUGGAGGAGGCUCCGACUCAGCAGGACGUGAUGUGGGCUGCUGAUCGAGUUCUUCGCCAAACUCUGUCGCUCGCGGUUCAUGCGGUCAACGGCAAAGGAAGCUCGGAGGCCCUUGGCUUUGAGCUUCCAUGGGCAUCUGCUUUUCCAUGGUUGGGAGGUAUGGGGUCGCUGGUGUGCAACCAGUGCUUGAGGCUUACACCCCGCGGGGGCCGUCACGGCUGGACUUCUUGUGCUGGCUGUGGAGCUGGUUUGGGUGCGGAGCUUGCCAUUGUGGUUCGCUGCACAGAAUGUGGCGGAGAGGUGCUGUGGCAGCGCAAUGCUCUGAGCUGCACGUGUUGCCGCCGGACGAUGGCGAUAAACGCUCCGCAGAGGCGCCGUGGUGACGCCAGGUACAAUUCCAGAAGCUGGUAG